AUGAUGCGCGCUCGUGCGUGCGACAUCGCAGUGGUAACGUCCUCGAAGCACUUUUUCGUGCCUAGCACGCCCGAAGAUAUUGCUGCGUACAGGGUCAACGAUAACCGACGAUUGGUAGGCCUUAUCGAGGAUGUUGUUGAUGUCGCAAAAGAUAUGGGCUUCUCUCAGACCAUCGUUAACGGCAUCACGGACGGAUUGACGACCAGCGUUGAUCAUCAGUAUCUGUGGGUGAAUGCGACAUAUGAACAGCUCGCUGCCGUGAUAUUGUACUUGAGCGCUGUACAGGCCGGUAUUGAACAGUCUGGUAUGUUGAGCCAGCUAUCGAUGUGCUUCGGUGCAUCGAUAAAAGGUAUCAAGCAACUACUUCCAGCAGUGUCAAAACUGCUCAUCGAUACCAGCGCAAGGUUCGCCAUUGCUAACUUCAUGCGAUCAUUCGAAAAGGCAUAUCCUGCCUAUCAAAAGCACUCCAAAGAUCUUGCUCGGCUACAGUCGAAGCUAUGGCGUCUGGUACUGCACCGCUGUCUCUUCCCGAUUGAGUUCAUCGCAGCGAACUGGCGACACGUCGUAACAUCCUGCAUAUAUGCUGUGACUACAGUCAACGAAAUUUAUCUUGAUACCGAGGAGAUCAGCGCAGCGAUAGGUGCACGUAGCCCUAGCAUUGGUGGCGAGGACCUGAACACGUUCCUGCUUUCCAAUAUUGUGGACGACAAAGCUUACCAAGUCAAGGCGAUGAAUGCCAAAGCGCGGCGCCGACGUAAGCUCGAAGCCCGCUCAGCAAGACAUGUUGCACUUGAUGUCGUUGCCGCGCAUCCCACACCAGACGUUGUCAUCGGUUUAGAUCGUAGCUUUAAGACAGUCUCGUUGGACGAGUUCCUCGGUGCCUCUAGACACGGUGAAGGUAGGAUAUAG
Messenger RNA from Alternaria incomplexa, 909 nucleotides. RefSeq lists its product as uncharacterized. The transcript has a single exon. The record is from RefSeq and is a predicted model, not a curated record. Bases 1 to 909 code for a protein of 302 amino acids. Lineage: Eukaryota; Fungi; Ascomycota; Dothideomycetes; Pleosporales; Pleosporaceae.